Molecule: messenger RNA, 1152 nt
Organism: Arabis nemorensis
Lineage: Eukaryota; Viridiplantae; Streptophyta; Magnoliopsida; Brassicales; Brassicaceae
Source: the annotation of a GenBank genome assembly
AUGUUUUCCAAAACGAUGAAUCUUGGUUCCAGAGACUUAAUCAGUGGUUUACCAGAUUAUCUUAUUUCUCACAUCUUGUCUUUUGCUCCCACUAAAGAAGCUGCUUCAACAUCUGUUCUAGCUAAAAGAUUCUCUCUCAAGUGUGGAGAUAUUGUUAAUCCAGCCAUUGUCAUUGGUUGGAUACUCAAGGUGUUGGAUCGUGGUGUAUCAGAUCUUGAUCUACUAAUCUCCACGCAAUUGGAUUGUCCGCUUCCUUCGGAAAUGUUUGUGAGUGAGACUUUGGUUAGGCUGAAAAUAGCUAUUAGAGAUGUUCUCACCAUUGAUGUGAAAGAUGUUUAUCUUCCAAAGGUUAAGACUCUCUGUCUUGAUUAUGUCAUUGCCAAUAACAGCGCAACCGUCAAGAGACUAAUCUUUCGUCGUCCGAGAAUGUUUGAUCAAAAUCACAAGAGCGUGUCAUUUGAUACUCCAAAUCUUGUCUACCUCAAAUACUCUGAUACUAUUGCGCACAAGUAUCCGAAAGUGAAUUUUAAUUCGUUUGUUGAAGCUAGUCUCGAUCUUCGAAUGACAACUGAUCAGAUCGUCAAGGCAAAAAUUUCAAAUGAUGAUAGAUCACCUCCGGAAGUGAUGGUUGGUAAUGCAACAAAUUUUCUUAUGGGAAUAUGCAAUGUCAAGAUCCUUUACUUGUCUGAUCACACUCUUGAGGUCAGUCCCAUUUUCACGCUUUAUAGUUUUAUUGCUACUCACAAAAUCCUCGAUUUGUCAGAAGAACGCAUUAUGUUCAUGUCUGUGGUCACUAUGUCUUCCAAAAAGAUGAAUCUUGGUUCAAGAGAUUUAAUCAGUGGUUUACCAGAUUGUCUUAUUUCUCACAUCUUGUCUUUCCUUCCCACUAAAGAAGCUGCUUCAACAUCUGUUCUAGCCAAAAGAUUCUCACUUAAGUGUAGAGAUAUUGUUAAUCCAGCCAUUGUGAUUGGUUGGACACUCAAGGUGUUGGACCGUGGCGUAUCAGAUCUUGAUCUACAUAUCUCGACCACGGAAUUGGACUGUCUGCUUCCUUUGGAGAUGUUUGUGAACGAGACUUUGGUUAGCUUGAAAAUAGGAAUUUUGGCUGUUCUCACCACUGAUAUGCAGAAUGUUUUAUCUUCCAAAGGUUAA